Molecule: messenger RNA, 972 nt
Organism: Triticum turgidum subsp. durum (durum wheat)
Lineage: Eukaryota; Viridiplantae; Streptophyta; Magnoliopsida; Poales; Poaceae
Source: the annotation of a GenBank genome assembly
AUGAGCAGGGUGUGCGUCACCGGAGCCGCCGGCUAUAUAGCCGCCUGGCUCGUCGGGAAGCUGCUGCAGCGAGGCUGCAUCGUCCACGCCACCUUGAGAUCCCUCCUGGAUGAGGAGAAGACGGCGGUGCUGACGGUGCUGCCUGGCGCGGCGGAGCGGCUGACGCUGUUCGAGGCGGACAUUUACAACGCCACCACCUUCGAGCCGGCGAUCCAGGGCCGCGAGUUCGUCUUCCUCGUCGCCACCCCGCUGAUGCACGACAACAGUAGCACCAAGUAUAAGAGCGUGACCGAGGCGAUCGUGGACGCGCACCGCCUCAUCCUGCAGCAAUGCGAGCGGUCCAAGACCGUGCGGCGCAUCAUCCACACCGCUCCAGGAGAACGGUCAUGGGUUCAAGGACUUGAUGAACGAGUCAUGCUGGUCUCCGCUCAACAUCCCCUACAAGCAUACGUGGCAUCCAAGAGCCUGUCGGAGCAGGAGCUGCUGAGGCACAACGAAUCGGAGGGCGGCAGGGCAUUUGAGGUGGUGACAUUGGCGUGUGGGCUCGUCGGCGGUGACACGCUCCACCCUGUCUUGUCGAGCAGGAUGAGCAGUGUCACGAUGGUUGUGGCGGCCCUCACGGGCAACGAGAUCCACCACAACGCCCUCUGCUUCAUGCAGGCGCUUCUGGGGUCCGUGCCGCUGGUGCACAUCGACGACGCCUGCGCGGUGCACCUCUUCUGCAUGGACCAGCCAUCCAUGGCUGGCCGGUUCCUCUGCGCCGCCGGCUACCCCACCAUGCAGGAUUACGUCGCCCGCUUCGCAGCCAAGUACCCGGAGCACAAGAUAAUUCUCAAGGAGUUGGCAGGAGAGGGGGUGAGGGUGCCGGGUGAUUCGAGCAAGCUUGUGGAGCUGGGGUUUAGGUUCAAGUAUAGUGUGGAGGAGACGCUGGACUGCAGCGUUGAAUGCGCCAAGAGAAUGGGAGAGCUCUGA